Messenger RNA from Drosophila mauritiana, 1033 nucleotides. RefSeq lists its product as uncharacterized. NCBI's taxonomy places the organism in Eukaryota, Metazoa, Arthropoda, Insecta, Diptera, Drosophilidae. Bases 153 to 725 code for a protein of 190 amino acids. The record is from RefSeq and is a predicted model, not a curated record. The transcript has a single exon.
UUCUGUCAAAUGGGCUAAAGGCGAGUUGACUAGCUCAAAAUUUUUCGUUCGUUUCGUCGCUCUCGAAAAUCGAAAAUCAGAGGGGACAAGCUAUGUCAGAAGGGUCAGUUGAAGAGUAUCCGAUUGAAAGGCACUGAAACUGAAAACUAGAGAUGCUGGUCAUGGACGCGUUGUUUAACAGCCUGUUGGUGGUCAGUUCCGGCUAUGCGAUGUACACCCUUCACCCAAUUGAAACGCCCUAUGGCUAUGCAACAGCGGCCUUGAGCCUGGUCCACGGAAUUUUGGGGAUGGUGCGGGCGGCGAGCAACGACGAUGACGAGUGCAAUCGGGUGCGACUGAUUACGUCGGGCAUCAUGGAGAUAGUGCCGCUGCCCCUGACCAAUGUCGAGCUCUAUCUGAAGUCCACCAACCCGGGCUUGGCGUUGGCACACUCCUGUUUUGUGGUGCCAUUAUUCUACGAUAUGUUGGCCAAGGUGCGUGACACCGAGGACACCUCCACGGAGACCCUGAAGGAACUCACACUGGUGGGCAACGUUGUGUCCCUGCUCUUUCUGGGCGUCAACGAGUCCAACAACAUGUACGGCGCCAUGGCUGCCAUCGCUUUUGGAGCUCGCUACGCUUCCGCUUUCCUCGACUACUACUGGAAGGGACUAGGUGCCGAGUUCACCCUGCUGGCCCACUCCAUGUUUGUCCUGCUGAUGACCAUGACCCUUUCGGCGAAAUGAAGACCACUAGACCUCCCAGAAGAUAACCUAUCCGCAUCCAAGGCCAGCGGUUAGGUUCGUUGGCUUUCCGCUCAAUAAACUUGCAAUUAAUGUUGGCAAAUUAAAAUGCAAAAAUAAACAUUAAUUGUUUUGUCACAUUCGCAGCACGACCAAAAAACUUAAGUGUCUCCAUCUCUUUUGUCUGCCCCUUUUGUCUCCAGCGCCAGCACUCGACCUCCAUCAUCCAAAGAUCCAGAGAGAUCCAGCUGGGGAUAACAUUUUAGCUUCAAUUUACAACGUCAGCGGCGAGCCCCAAAUGAGCCAAAUGA